AUGCAAGUGCUCAUAGAAUCGGGCCAUGGGUGCACGCAAGGUGGUGCACGCACUGCAAACGUUGCCGUGCCCAAGCUUUGCGACAACGGCCGGCUGACGCUUGCCAACGAGUAUGCAGAAGCAUGCGGACAGCAAGCAAGGUCUUUCACAUGCAUUCCUGUGCCGGGGCUGGUGCGAAUCAUCAACUGCAUGGGGGUCUACGAGAUUCUAGAGGUUCAGGACAAGUUAGAUGGGGAUGACGUGUUAUGCCGCGACCACGGCCCUCAAGCAAGGACCUUCUGCAUGUUUGGCCCGCACGGGCACAAGCCGCCACCAUCUGCAGGCCUUGUACCACGAGCCGUCCAGCAGGUGCUCGACUUUGUCGACCAGCAACAUGGUGUCACCUUGCAUUGCAGCUUCUUCGAGGUCUACUUGGACAAGGUGAGAGACUUUUUGAGCAAAGCUCCCAAUGACUUCGUGAAGGAGUCACCAGGGGGCGACCUGUUGAGCUACCGGAAGAUCACCACCGCCAGCGAAGCUUUGCAGAUCUUACGACUGGGGCUAAAGCUUCGCGUGGCGGCCAAUACCAGACUGAACGAGCACUCGUCGCGGUCGCACGCCAUCUUCUCGUUGCUCCUGCGUCAAGAAGACUCCGGGAUUCGGCAACGGAAGCUGACCUUGGUGGACCUCGCAGGCUCUGAAAAGGUGUGGCAGAGCGGUUCUGUCGGCGGGAGGUUGGAAGAGGCCAAAAAGAUCAAUUCCUCCUUGAGUGCGCUGGGUCACGUGAUUGAAGCCUUGGCGGAUCGCCGCGCGCCACUGGGCUUUUAUCAGGGAGGCUGGGAGGAGGGCCCCGGAAGCGCCACCUUGGAGGAUUUUGGGGUGCUCCAUGUGGGAAAUCCCUACGGGGAGAAACGCGAUGAUGAACAAAAGCAAUCAACCUACGGGGAGAAACGCGAUGAUGAACAAAAGCAAUCAACCAAAGGCGAUUGGCAUGUGCCCUUUCGUGAUUCCCGACUCACGCGGAUCUUAGAGGAAUCUUUAGGCGGUAACUGUCGCACCACCCUACUGGUGGCCUGCUCGCCCUCGCAGCUUCAUCUCACGGAGACGUUGAGUUCCCUGCGCUUUGCAGCGCGGGCCAAGAAGAUUGAAAACAUGGUUGGCAUCACCCUUCGCCCUGCUUUGGAAGUAUCGCCCAACACCAGGCAUCUGGAGAGACGCAUCGCGCAGCUGCGGCGAGAACUGGCCAGAUUAGAACAUCGUCGGGCAGGUCUCUGCGGGGACCAGGCCGCGUUCUUGCCGCGGAACGCGGCGGAUCGACGAAGGACACCUUCGCCAGGCAAGAGACCCGAGCGCGCCAGUGGCGGCCCGAACGCGGGAGUUGCGGUGAAAAGCACCAGAAAGGAAGUGCCUGAAGCCCUGCCAUUGCCGGCCUCAGCGGCCAGCAGCUAUCGCAGUACGGCCACAGGCACAUCUUCCACUGCCUCGGUGGCCGCGGUAUCUCUGGGAGGUUCAGCAUCUGGCACUCCGCUCUCACGGGAUCCGGAGCAUCCGGAGCUCAGCGUGGCCGACGAGGUCGUCCGCUCCCCGCGGGUGCUGCCGCCACGGCGUACCGGCUAUAGCUUUAUCAUUGAGGCCACUCCCGUGGAAUGUCAUCCCAAAGCCCCCAAGCCAUUGACGCAGAACGACGCCACCUAUGAGGCGCCUGAAGAGGAGGAGGUGGUAACCACCUCUGCUGCGCUGGAACGUCACGCCGCUGCGCUCUCCCAGCGCUGCGCCGACCUGGCUGCGAAGUUGUCGAGGGAACGGCAGAGGUGCUCCACUGCUUCCGUUCACACGGAAGCGCCGCUGAUGGCCACGCCCAUCCGGAUCCGAGAGUUGCCAAGUCCCAAAGGCACUCCAAGCCUGGAGGCGCGCGGAAGAAGCACCACCGCCUCCUCGGCCAGUCGCUUGGCCUCGUGCCUCACAGGUGAAAGCCGACCACGGCACUCCACUCUGUCCUUCGGCCAGCAGGUUUGGAUCUCCCGGAGCGAAGCUGCCAGCGCUGCGUCGUUGUCUCCGGUCCGUGCUCUGUCGCCCAUGUCGCGGUCACCAGCCGCCAAAUCUGGUCGAGUGCUGUCUCAGUACCUCUUCAGCGUGCCGGAUGAUGGUCGGCCAUUGCAGGUGAGCACAUCAAUGUCACCUCUCCAGCGGGCGACCAGGCGAGUGCCCUUCAGCACGCAACUCAGUGGAGCCAUCUCUGCCGUGAACCACUGGUGA
Messenger RNA from Cladocopium goreaui, 2235 nucleotides. The record is from the annotation of a GenBank genome assembly. NCBI's taxonomy places the organism in Eukaryota, Dinophyceae, Suessiales, Symbiodiniaceae.